This is a messenger RNA of Hyalella azteca, 4097 nucleotides long. Its product is annotated as rho GTPase-activating protein 30. The record is from RefSeq and is a predicted model, not a curated record. Gene Ontology annotation, molecular function: protein binding; nuclear import signal receptor activity. NCBI's taxonomy places the organism in Eukaryota, Metazoa, Arthropoda, Malacostraca, Amphipoda, Hyalellidae. Gene Ontology annotation, biological process: NLS-bearing protein import into nucleus. The transcript has 16 exons. Bases 1 to 3639 code for a protein of 1212 amino acids. Gene Ontology annotation, cellular component: nucleus.
AUGACGUCCCUAGCCCCAACUCCACGCACGGACCGCGGCCCAGGGGGAGUGCUCAGGAGGAUCCCCAAGCGCCCCAGCCGGGCCGGGGAGGUGCCCUCAUACCCUCACCAGCCGCCAUCUAACAAACGCCUCCGUCGGCCGUCAUCCCCGUACUCUACCUCACCUCUUGCUCGCCCUGUCACCCGCGAUGACGUACGCGAGAAGAGGGAACGCGUCGCUCGCCUCGCUCAGACGCUGCGAGUCCCUCGGUCGCGGUCACAGCCCGGCAGCGACAUCAGCUCUCCGCACCCGCACCAGAGAGGCUGGCUGCCCUCUCUACCCUCGUCUUCAUCACACAGCGAUGGCAGCAAAAAGUCGCCGCCCUCGACCUCCAUAGCAACCACGGAGCCGCUGCCUGACGUCGCUAUCGUUAACUCGGCAGUGAGACGGUCGGCAUCCAUCAGAUCCAUCAAUGGCGCUCCAGAGGCCGUGGGUGUCGGUAGGAGCCUUUCAGGACGCAGCACUGGACGCAAGGGCAUGAGCGAACAAGCUGCUGCAAAUUUUUUGGAAGCAUCUUUAAACAGCGCGUCGCUCCACGCAAUAAAUGCUGCAGCACUCAACGAAAACGGAGAAGUCCCAGAAGCUGAAAGUUUACUCGCCGUAGAAGAAAGUGAAGGAACAGAUUUAAUUAAUUUAGGUAGCUUGACACAACACGGCACUGAAGUCGACAAUGAGUCUGUAAACGCUGCUGGAACUCAACCGGGUUCACCCUCAGCCAGUAAUAAGCUUCCAGGAUCUGCUACAGAAGUCGAUGACGGAUUGAAGGUCAUUACGCCAGAAGCGGAAGCUGCAAGUACAGCAGGCGAAGUAGAAAAUGCAGUUGCAGAAGAAAAUGAUACUGCAACUGCCGAAGAUGAUGAAGCUGCAGCAGCCAAUGAUAUUGCAGCUGAGGCAGAAGAUGAUGAAGCCGCAGCAGCAAAUAAUAAUGCAGCAGGAGCAGAAGAUGAUGAAGCUGCAGCACCAAAUGAUAAUGAUACUGAGGCAGAAGAUGAUAGACUUGUAACAGACAAAGAUGCAACAGCAGAAGAAGAGAAUGCCGCCGAAUCAGAAGAAGCAGAAGUUGCUGGAGGAGUAGGAGAUGAUGUUGCUGUAGAAGGAGCAGCAGAAAAUGAUGCACCUGCGACAGAAACUGACGUAGUUUCUUCAACAGAAGUUGAAGCAACAGCAAUGUUAGAUGAUAGUUCAGAUGUGGCUCCAGCCGAUGAUGAAGGACCUGAAGCUGAAGCUGUAACUGAAGCUGAAGCAGCAACUGAAGCUGAAGAGACAAUUGAAGCUGAAGUUGAAACUGAAGCUGAAGCAGCAACUGAAGCUGAAGCAGCAACUGAAGCUGAAGGUAAAGUCGAAGCUGAAGAGGCAACUGAAGCUGAAGUUGAAACUGAAGCUGGAACGUCAGCUGAAGCUGAGCCGGAAACUGAAGCUGAAGCGGCAACUGAAGCUGAAACGGCACCAGUAGCUGAAGCUGAAGUGGAAACAGAAACUGAAGCUGAAGCUGCAACGGAAAAUGAAGCUGAAGCGGAAACUGAAGCAGAAACGGCAGCUGAAGCGGAAGCAGAAACCGAAACAGAAACGGUAGCUGAAGCGGAAACUGAAGCAGAAGCUGCAACUGGAGCUGAAGAGGCCACUGAUGCUGAAGCGGGAACUGAAGCUGAAGCGGCAACUGAAGGUACCCCAUCUUUAAAAGAAUAUGAGGCCGGUGAUGCUGAAAUCGAAAACUCUGAAGCUGGCAAUACAGGAGCAGCUGAGGAAAACUCAAACGAAGCAUCUGCAGAAGCUCCUGAAACUAUUGCACUUUUGGAUGAUACUCAAGCUGAAGGAAACUUAUCAGAAGAAUCUAUGGUCGAGAGGGAUGCUUCGGCUGACGGUGAUGAUUCUCCGACAGCAGACAAAGCUGAGAGUGAGGAGGCUGAGGCAGCAGCUCUUGAAGCUCCUUCAGACGAACCCGUUGAAAUAACAGAGACAAAUGAAGGGCAAGGUGAAACAAAUAAUGAAGAGGCUGGCCCGGAAGGAGAUAAAGCUGAAGCCAGCUCAGAAAAGGAGGAAGAAACAACAGAACAGAACGCCAUUGACAAUAAUGAAGAGGAAAAUCAGGAUUACGACAUACUCAUUAUUAAUCCCGACGGUGAGCUCUCGGAAGAAGAGCCCGAAGAGGAGCACAACGCGGAGGCUGAGCCGGUUAGCCAACACGAAGAAGAGAACCCCGACGUCGAAGAUAAGGGAAUGCAAAGCGAAGCGGCUGAGGCAGCUCCACAGCAGGAGACUUCUUGGCAGACGCUGGCGCCGUACGAGCAGAUGGUGGCGGUGAUCAGAAGCGGCAGCGAGGAGGAGCAGUUCGCCGCCGUGAAGCGCACUAGGAAGCUCCUCUCCAGGAACGAUGGCACGCCCAUUGACGAGUUCCUCAAGGCGGGCGUCUUGCCGCCCCUCAAAGCUUGCCUUGAGAAACAACACAAUCCACAACUUCAGUUCGAGGCGCUGUGGGCACUCACCAACAUCGCCAGUGGCACCUCAGAACAAACCAAGGCCGUUGUGGAUGCAGAUUUCGUACCUGUUUUCCUGCGGCUACUGUCGAGCAGCAGUUCGAAGGUGCGGGAGCAGGCGGUGUGGGUGGUGGGCAACAUCCUGGGUGACAGUCGUGAGCUCAGGGAUAAGGUGGUGGAGGAACAGGCUAUCCCCAGGCUGUACGAUCUUUUCCUCAGAGACUCAAAGGAGAAGAGUCUGGAGAAUCUAUGCUGGACAUUCACGAACAUAUUUAGACACAAGCCAUGGAAGUUAGAGGACGGCGAGCUGGCGAUGUGUAGGAAGGCCAUCACAGGUUUCUUCUUCGGGGACAACAAGAAAGACAUGCAGGACGCCCUUUGGACCUUAGCUUUCAUGACGGACGCCGGUGAAGACCACGUCAACUGGGUUGUGGACUCUGGUUUCGUGCCGCGCAUUGAAGAAAACUUGCGGUCCGGCGACCCAAACCUCAUCAAGCCUGCCCUACUCGUCAUCACCAAUCUCCUUAAAGACCCAAAUCACAGAAAGACAGUUGCGCUGCGCAGCAACGUCGUGAUCUCGGUGGUGCGGCUGUCGACGAGCUCCGUGACGGCGAUCAGGAAGGACGCGGUCAAGGCACUGGGCAUCAUCGUCAACUCCGGGGACGAGGAGCUCCUCAACGCUGCCCUCGACGCCGACCUCCCCACGGGCCUGGCGCUCAUGAUGCAGAGGGGCGACCCGACCGUGACGCGCGUGGCGGGCGUGGCAGCGGUGGCAGUGGCGCGUGACACGGUCCUCGAGCGCCUGCCUGCCGUGGCCGUGGACAAGCCGUACGUGGUGGCGCUGAGCCUCCUGCUGCAGCAGGACGAUCCUGUCCUCAUCAUGAACGGACUGGAGGCUCUGCUCACGGCCAUCCAGCGGUGUUCGGAAGCGGGCUUUUCAGUAGCGCCCUUGGAGCGUCAGCUCGCAACCAACCGCAUGCUGGAGCUGACGAAGCACAGCGACCCGAGCAUCAAGGCCCUCGCCCGGGCCUCCGUCAGCUACUACAGCGACAAGCGGGCCAGUCAAGCACAGCAACAGGAGCAACAGCAACAGCAACAACAGCCAGUUGAACCACCAGAGAACUAACUCGAAUUAAAGUAACCAGUUCAUGAACGCGGGGACGCGAUUAUUCAUUUAAUUCUAGUUGAUUGCUGUUGAAACUUUGUAAAUUUUAGAAUAAGUGAAUAAAUUUACCUGUUAUUCAUUCCUUGUUAUAGGUUAUAUUUUCUCCACUAAGAACUUUAUCUAGCGGUGCUGUCUCAAAGUUUCCUGCGUUGGAUUCAUGUUUUAAUUCUUGCUAAAAAGGCAGCAACAUUGAAAGUUUUUCUCUUAUUUACAUUGUUUUGCGAAUUAACAGGAGCUUGACUCAACUUUCUCGAGUAAAGAUUCCCAAGGAAAAGGUAAACAAUUUAUCAACAGAGUUACAGAUCGACCUGUGAAUCUACUAAAAACCUCUAAAAAUAUUUAAAAUACUCUCGUGUAAAUAAACUGAGGUUACGCGGCAGGUUUUUGCGAAUCAUAUCAAUUUUAUUAUAUUAUUAUUA